Messenger RNA from Fusarium coffeatum, 627 nucleotides. RefSeq lists its product as uncharacterized. Bases 1 to 627 code for a protein of 208 amino acids. The transcript is spliced from 2 exons. Lineage: Eukaryota; Fungi; Ascomycota; Sordariomycetes; Hypocreales; Nectriaceae. The record is from RefSeq and is a predicted model, not a curated record.
AUGGCUGAACUUCUACCCCCUCUUCCAGCGGAGUACGCUCGCGGUCUUGAGCUUAUCGACGCCGCCCAUGCCGAAGACUCUAGGACAGCUGAGGGUCCUGAUGGAACGACAAUUCCCUAUGAACUCAAGUACGCCCAGAAGAUGACCAAAUGGCUCGCCCGGCUAUGCCCCGAAGCAAGUCCCGUUCUCCAACUGGCCUGCCGAGCGCAGCACUUUCGAAGGUGGGAAAUCCCUCGGAGUAGUUACCCCAUGACUCGUCCAGGCUACUUGACUUGGCGAGCAAAGCUCAAGGCUCAAGCUGCUGCUCAAGUUGCAGAGCUCCUGGCGUCUCCAGAGAUUCAGCCGCCAAUCUCCGAAGAGAACCGGUCUCGAGUAGCUGCCCUGAUUCGCAAGGAGAACCUCAAAGCAGACGAUGAGACUCAAGUGCUCGAGGAUGCGGCAUGCUUGGUCUUCCUUGAUGACCAGUUUGACGACUUCGAGAGCAAGUCGGAUCUCGACGAGGCGAAGAUGAUAGGCAUCCUUCAGAAGACAUGGGGCAAGAUGGGUGAAAAGGGCCGACAGUUGGCUCUCAAGAUGAAUCAUAGUGACCGGGCCAAGGAAUUGAUAGGAAAGGCACUUGCAGGUUGA